AUGCGUCUCGCUCAUCGUCUCCUAAUGGCCACGCCGGCCUCGAUCGGCUCCAAGUCCAGUCUCACCGAGGCUCUGGCACUCCUCCCACCGCUGCAGUUGUACCGCCGGCUCCUCCGCGUCCAUCGCAAACUGGACCCCGAAAUGCGCGUCCUGGGUGAUUCCUACGUGAAGAAAGAGUUCCGAGCACACCGAACUGCAGAGAAUCCGCUGCAUAUUAUCGGAUUCUUGACUGAGUGGCAGCUCUAUGCUCAGAAGCUGGAGGGCGACAAUUGGACAGGGAGAAAUUGGAUAAGUCGAAAUCAACAACUUGGACAGCUAUUCGAACUGAUGCAGGCUAUUCGCAGCCCAGAGAAUGAUGGUGAAGGCGAGAAGCAAUAA
Penicillium cosmopolitanum is the source of this 378-nucleotide messenger RNA. Its product is annotated as succinate dehydrogenase assembly factor 3. Gene Ontology annotation, cellular component: mitochondrion; mitochondrial intermembrane space. Lineage: Eukaryota; Fungi; Ascomycota; Eurotiomycetes; Eurotiales; Aspergillaceae. The record is from RefSeq and is a predicted model, not a curated record. The coding region runs from base 1 to 378 and encodes 125 amino acids. Gene Ontology annotation, biological process: mitochondrial respiratory chain complex II assembly; succinate metabolic process. The transcript has 3 exons.